AUGGAAGCACGAUUGGUUCUAUUGGUCCUGUCCAUCUGUGGGUUCGCUCUGGGAGCCAAGCUGCCUGUGGAAGGCGGAAACAAUGGUGCGGGCAUGCCGCCUGCCAUUGUUGGGGGAACAGAUGCAGCCGAGGAUGCGUGGCCAUGGCAGGUGAAAUUGAAAUACAAGGGAAGCUUUUCGUGUGGCGGUACACUUCUUAGUGACGAUACCGUACUGACGGCGGCUCAUUGUACCCACAACAGAGAGAAAAGGAAAUUCAGAGUAGUAGUAGGGGAUUACGACCGAAAAAAGAACGAAAAGAAGACAAGAGGUCAAAAAGAGAUAAAAGUGAAGAAAAUAAUAGAGCAUCCUGAUUAUGACGGUGGAGUUCUACAUGAUCUGGCAAUCAUGAAGCUUAAGAAAAAGGCGAGGUUUAAUAAUUACAUUAAACCAAUACCCGGGCUGGCAAAUGACACCAUGGACUUGAUGAGCAGUAUCUGUUAUGUGACUGGAUGGGGAGCAGACAGAGGACCAUCGAGUUCAGCGAGAAUCCUUCAGGAACUUCAAACACCUGUGGUGACCAAUGAACAGUGUCAGGCUGGCAUCGAGUUCGGUUAUCCUGUCACUGACGAUAUGAUCUGUACGGAUUCGGAACCAAAAGGCUCCUGUUAUGGUGACAGUGGCGGUCCUCUCCAGUGCUUGGUGGAUGGUAUCUGGGUACAUGCGGGAGCGGUAUCGUGGGGUAACGCGAACUGUAGAGUCGGCCCUUCCGUGUAUGCGAGUACCUCUUAUCACAGGGAUUGGAUCUUGGAUAACAUGUAGAUAGUGAUACCACAA
This is a messenger RNA of Pecten maximus, 816 nucleotides long. RefSeq names its product chymotrypsin-like protease CTRL-1. The coding region runs from base 1 to 801 and encodes 266 amino acids. The transcript has 6 exons. Gene Ontology annotation, biological process: proteolysis. The record is from RefSeq and is a predicted model, not a curated record. Gene Ontology annotation, molecular function: serine-type endopeptidase activity. Lineage: Eukaryota; Metazoa; Mollusca; Bivalvia; Pectinida; Pectinidae.